CGCAAUUUCAACCCCAACAUUUCAUUUGACCGUCUGACGUGGGCAUCAGAUGAUUUUUUUACUGACAUUGAUCCAGAUGUACAGGUAGUAAGUGCCAGACAAUUACCGAGAAUACAAGCAUGGGUUGGGCUUGGUCUUUCAUACCUACCUCCACGCCUAUAUCUUUUCUUUUCGCGACGGAAACCAUCCCGACGAGAAGUCUCGGGCUGGGCCCGGCUCUCCUGGUCGGUAUAAUGGGACUAGUCCCCGAUGAUUGGGAAUGUUCGAUAACGCCAUAUCAUAUGCGUCCGAAUUCUGGAGAGCCUAAUCCAUGGCUUGGAGGCCCGGUUUGACUUCCCGACCACUUCGUUCGGCUACGCCACUGCCCGAAUUUUAAGUUGCCUGAUUUUACUUCCCGGGCGGGCACAGAAGUCUACCAUCUAUGACCCCUGCAGGCACAUUUUGAUAGCUACCUAGCCGAUCUGAUGGUCCGGCAUCAAGGCUUAUACCAGUUCGUAUAUGCAUAGCGCCAUGGCUGCUCCGUCUUAUCCGGGACAGCCCCAGGGAAUCCUCUAUCCACCGACUCGGUGGAUCUAACGCUUCGGGCUGAGUGGCCGAUGCUCUUCCUUGAUGACCCACUAAAGCAUUUGGUUUCCGCCCAAAGCUGGGUGAAAGAAAGAAAAAUGAGCAGCG
Aspergillus vadensis CBS 113365 is the source of this 672-nucleotide messenger RNA. RefSeq lists its product as uncharacterized. NCBI's taxonomy places the organism in Eukaryota, Fungi, Ascomycota, Eurotiomycetes, Eurotiales, Aspergillaceae. The coding region runs from base 120 to 332 and encodes 70 amino acids. The record is from RefSeq and is a predicted model, not a curated record. The transcript has a single exon.